This is a messenger RNA of Talaromyces marneffei, 2070 nucleotides long. RefSeq lists its product as uncharacterized. Gene Ontology annotation, molecular function: FAD binding. The record is from RefSeq and is a predicted model, not a curated record. The transcript is spliced from 3 exons. Bases 1 to 2070 code for a protein of 689 amino acids. Lineage: Eukaryota; Fungi; Ascomycota; Eurotiomycetes; Eurotiales; Trichocomaceae.
AUGCCGGUCUUUCAGGAAACAGCACAUGCGUCGCGAGAUCUUCGCGUUAGACGUUCUCGUGCUCGUCCGUUACCACGACUUUCAGCACAGCCGGAGAUUAGCGGGAAUAAUGAACAGGGUAAUGAUGAGAAAUAUGAAGUGGUCGUAAUCGGGGCCGGCCCAGCAGGACUUUUCCUCACCUUAUUGCUAGCUCGCUACGGCCUCUCCGACUCCCUAGCAUGCUUCGACAAAAAACCCGGCACCCUCAAAGCUGGACAGGCGGAUGGUCUCCAACCGCGAACUCUGGAAGUCUUCUCGACAUUAGGCUUACACCAUGAAAUCCUCGAUGAAGGAUGCCAUAUGUCAGAAGUCGCAUUUUGGAACCCCGGUACGACCCAAAAAGGCAUCGAGCGAACCGCAUUCGUGCCUGAUGUCGUUGUUCCAGCACGAUACAAACAUGAAGUUACCAUUCACCAGGGACGGAUUGAGCGGAUUCUAGAGGAAGAUUUCCAGGCCUAUUCUCCUGAUCGGUCAAUUUUUCGGUCGACAGAGUUUGUGGAUUUUACGCUCGAUCCCAGUACUGAUCCUGAGUUUCCAGUUAGGAUUGAGAUUGAUGUGUUGGGUGAUGAGGGGUCCUCCGCCCAGCGCAAGGUUGUGCGAGCAAAGCAUAUUAUUGGUGCUGAUGGCGCGCAUUCAAAGAUACGCCGAAGCAUGGGUUUGCAGUUACACGGUGAUACCACGGAUCACAUUUGGGGCGUGGUUGAUUUUGUAAUCGAUACAAAUUUCCCGGAUAUCAGGAAACGAUGCGCAAUCCAUUCAGACACUGGCUCGGUGAUGGUCAUCCCAAGAGAGCGUAUUGCCUCGGGACAUUACCUCACUCGUCUUUAUGUGCAAAUUAAAGAUGAGAUUCCCGCAGAAGCGGAUGGAGAGACUCUGGAUGAAAAGGCAAAAUCGAGUAAGCGUCGUGCCGCUAUUACGCUCGAGAGCAUUCUGGAGCAAGGGAAGCGGGUAUUUGCGCCAUAUAAGAUUGCAAUAAAACCAGGAACUGAGGUAGAUUGGUGGGCUGCAUAUCAGAUUGGACAGCGAAUGACGCAUCAGUCUACUUUGAAAGAUGAGAGUGGGAUGGAGAGAGUGUUCCUCGUCGGAGAUGCGUGCCAUACACACAGUCCAAAAGCUGGCCAAGGGAUGAACGUUUCCAUGAUGGACUCCUACAAUCUGGCAUGGAAACUGGCCCACACAAUUCACGGCCUCAGCCCUAAGCCUCAGUCAAGCACCAACAAUUCAGAGCAGGACACUCCCACUUCCGUGCUCAACACAUUCCAACAUGAACGUCUCACAGUCGCUAGACAACUCAUUGAAUUCGACUCCAAAUUCUCAUCCAUGUUCUCCGGUCAAAUCGGAGCUGAAGAGUCAGUCGAGGGUCUUACACAUGAAGAAUUUCUCAAAGUCUUCAGCGAUGGAAGCGGGUUUACAAGUGGUUGUGGUGUCGAAUAUGCGCCUAGCAUAAUCGUGGAUCAGAGUUCUGAACCGGAAUCAAUGGCACACGUUGAUUCCACAAAGUCUGUCAACGGAGAUGCCUAUCUCUCUGGUGUCCUGCGGCCAGGCCGACGGUUACUUGACACAGUUGUUCGUCGCUAUGCAGAUGCAAAUCCACGUCACCUUCAUGACGAGUUUCUAUCGACUGGUCGGUAUCGUAUACUAGUCUUUGCGACACACGACCUCGUUGAUCGUCAAAAGGAGACAACCAAUCACUCUGGACAAUCUCUCUCCGCACAAGCUCUUGAGACUAUCUGUCGCGACAUAAUACCCGCAUAUCCCAAAGAUACAAUCGAACUUGUUGUCCUUCAUCCAUUCCAUACACGCGACUUUGAAUGGGAUCAGAUGCCAGAUUGUCUUAAGGAAUUCGCAGAGAUGAGUUUCCAUGGACCGAUGGGUCCGGAUGCUUUGCAUGAGAUAUAUGGUGUUAAUGAGGAUAUAGGAGCCGUUGUCGCGGUCAGGCCGGAUGGAUAUGUUGGAGCUGUAAAGUCGUUGACUGAUGCACGGAGUCUGGGGGCUUAUUUCGAUAAUUGUUUGGUGCGCGUUGAUGCUUAG